Paraglomus brasilianum is the source of this 253-nucleotide messenger RNA. Lineage: Eukaryota; Fungi; Glomeromycota; Glomeromycetes; Paraglomerales; Paraglomeraceae. The record is from the annotation of a GenBank genome assembly.
AUGUCCUUUCCAUCAGUCCCUUUGGUCGAAGAAGUGAGCAAAUGGAAGCGAGCUCAAGUUCUUACGUACUUGCAGUCCAAAAAAGACGAACUGGACCUUGAUGAUAAGCACAUCAAAGUCAUUGGAGACCAAGAAAUCGCUGGUCGCGCUUUUCUCGAACUGACUACGGAAAAACUUAUGGAAGAUGGUUUGAAAAGAGGGCCAGCUGAAACCAUUGCGAAACUAAUCAAAGAAAUCAAAAGCCAACCAGAAG